AUGGAACUCUUGGGUCCUUCUAAUCGCUACGAUUUUAUUGUUGCUAAGAGAUGGAAGCUCAUACGGAAAAUUGGGGCUGGAUCUUUCGGCGACAUAUAUCUUGGUCUAAACAUCGCUAAUGGUGAAGAGGUUGCUGUUAAACUGGAACCCAUGAAUGCCAGACAUCCACAACUGGUCUAUGAAAGCAGGAUCUAUCGCCUUCUUCAGAACACUUUUGCCGUUCCUCGAAUACACUGGUUCGGCUCUGAUGGAAUGAAGAACGAUUACAGAGCCUUGGUGAUGGAUCUCCUGGGUCCAAGUCUAGAAGACCUCUUUAACUACGUUGGUCGAAGGUUCACCAUGAAAACAGUUCUCAUGCUGGCUGAGCAAAUGCUCUGGCGUGUUGAAUAUGUUCACUCUAGAAAUCUUAUCCAUCGUGAUAUUAAACCGGAUAAUUUCCUGAUGGGAAUUGGCCAAAGAUGCAACAGACUAUUUCUAGUUGACUUUGGCCUCGCCAAAAAAUACAGAGACAGUCGCACAAAGGUGCAUAUACCAUUCCGGGAUGACAAGAAUCUUACCGGUACUGCCAGAUACGCGAGCAUUAACGCUCAUGCUGGCCAUGAACAGUCAAGACGCGAUGAUAUUGAGUCUCUGGGAUAUGUAUUUAUGUAUUUUCUUAGAGGUCAACUUCCAUGGCAGGGCUUACGGAGCCCUAUCGCUCACUCCGUAGGAUUCGAUCCGAGUGCUGUCUAUCCUCGUGUUCACCAGCCAGAAGAUGGUAGUUCAAUGGCUGCGACAAAGAAGCAAAAGUACGAGAGGAUCUACGAAAAAAAACUGGCCACAUCUCCGGAGCAACUGUGUCGAGGUUACGCAGUGGAAUUCGAGACCUACCUACAGUACGCACGUGAAUUGGUGUUUGAGGAACCUCCAGACUACCUUUUCUUGAGAAGACUGUUCCGCAAGCUUUUCAAGACUUACGACUUCGCCUGGGAUUCUGUCUACGACUGGACCCUAAUGAAACAGAAGCCAGCAGCUCUGUCCUCUUCUAGCAACGCUGCUGGUGGUCACCAUCAAACUACUGCGACUCCUGCUGGAGGUGGCUGCAACAAUAACAACAGCAGCAAUCAACAGCAGAUGUCUAUGCUGCAGCAGGGUGGUGCCGAUAGUCAACAGGUCGCAAACUAUCGUCGGCAAUACGUGGAGGAAACGUUCAACAACUCGGGCGUUGACUACGCACAACAGGCUGCUCAGGGAGGAGCCGCAGCAGCGCCAUAUAAGGAUCCUAACGCCAGGUUCUGA
Echinococcus granulosus is the source of this 1278-nucleotide messenger RNA. Its product is annotated as Casein kinase I isoform alpha. Bases 1 to 1278 code for a protein of 425 amino acids. Gene Ontology annotation, biological process: signal transduction; peptidyl-serine phosphorylation. The record is from RefSeq and is a predicted model, not a curated record. The transcript is spliced from 5 exons. Gene Ontology annotation, cellular component: nucleus; cytoplasm. Gene Ontology annotation, molecular function: protein serine/threonine kinase activity; ATP binding. NCBI's taxonomy places the organism in Eukaryota, Metazoa, Platyhelminthes, Cestoda, Cyclophyllidea, Taeniidae.